UCUAUACUUGAUCGAUCAUCCUCAAGUAUCAGCAGAGAAUAUGGCCGCUUGGUGGUCAUGGAUAGCCAUAAUCUUCACAGCAACUUUAUACACGUCCUUUACAAGAGUGGAGUCCUCCAAUGGCGAUCAGAUCAGCAGCUUGCCGGGGCAACCAGCUAACGUCACUUUCCGGCAAUACUCCGGCUACGUUAAAGUUAACCAGCAAAGGGCUCUUUUCUACUACUUUGUGGAAGCCGAAACUCAGCCAGAUUAUAAGCCACUUGUUCUCUGGUUAAAUGGUGGUCCUGGGUGCUCAUCUGUUGGAGUUGGAGCUUUCGGGGAGCAUGGCCCUUUCCGACCUCGAGGAAGUGUCUUGAUAAAAAAUCCCCACAACUGGAACAAAGAGGCAAACAUGUUGUAUUUGGAAUCCCCUGCAGGAGUUGGGUUCUCAUAUUCUAUCAAUCAAUCCUACUAUGCUUACGUGAAUGAUGAGAUGACAAGUUUUAAUUUGCACCCUUUUCCAAUUUAAUUUGUUCUUACCGUACGUAUGUAAUUACAUACUCCAUAUUAAAUGAUCAAUCAUGUUUGAUGUACACACCCUUGUACACACCUUUUACACAUCAUGUUUGUGAAGUUUUUUUGUCUGUGAACCCGGUUCACAGACAAUAUUUUGUUUGUGCAAAACAUUGUCUAUGAAUCGAUGUUCACAGACAAAAAAAAAGAGCUUUCACAGACAUAGGUGUGUACAAAAGUGUGUAUAAGAGUGUGUACAAACAUCAUUUUUGUUAAACGAUAGGGGUUUGCAUCCAUAAAUUGGGUGCAUUAGCCCAUUGAGUUUGACUAUCGACACCGUCAAUAAUCUAACUUUUUACUCCAUAGUUUAUAAUAAUUUCAUACAUAAUGUUUUUUUAUUCGAUCAAUUGGACUUGUGCUAAGUUUCAGAAUAAGGAAGGUUAUAUUAUUGAUUCUAAUUUACUUUGUAUAUGUUAUCAGGCUAGGGAAUAGUUAUUGUUUAGAAAUAAUUCUGAAUAUAUGACCAAAAUAAUAGUAUGGACAAAAAUGUGACUCGGGUAAAUUCAGUGACUAUAGUGCAUUCAAAUGUUGCAUCACGGAGUAAUAUUUUAGAAAAAAAUCUCUUAUUUAUCAUGUGUCAAAUAUACCCAUAGUUUAAGAAACCUACCUGGCUAGAAUUGUGACAGAGGGAAUUUGUACUACAUUCCUCCCAUAUAUGUUGAAUUUGCUUUUUUAGUUUGGUACAAUUAUUAAUAAAUUGGUUGAAAAUUAAAGCAAAAGUGUGGUUAAAGUUUGAUUACAAUGAGGUAAAAUGAUAUGAAUUGUUCAGAAAAAAGAAACACGAUAUUCAUUUUGGGGCAACCUGAAAAAGAAAGUAAUACAAAUAAAAUUGGACAGGGAUUAGAUCUUAUAAUCUCAUACAGUUUUUACUUUAUUAAUCCACGUGAAAGUCAACUUUGCUCAACCUUUUCGGGACGGAGGGAGUAUGUUUUAUGACAAUAAACGAUAAUAUUCCUAUAUUUGAAACAAAAACAUUGAAACAUGUUUUUUUAUGAAAAUGGAACAGUUUAUAUACUAUAUAAAUAACAUUUUUAACACUUCAGAGCUUUUAAUAUUAAUUAUGCUAUCAAGUUUUUUUAUAUGUCCAAUUUUACUUCAUGAAGUAUAAUCCUUCAUCUCAUGUUGACAGCAAGAGACAAUCUAAUAUUUCUGAAAAGAUGGUUCCACAAGUUCCAAAAUUACCGGGGACGAGAAUUUUUCAUUACUGGAGAGAGUUACGCAGGGCAUUAUGUUCCACAACUUGCUCAGCUCAUCAUACAAUCAAAGGCAAACAUUAAUCUUAAGGGAAUAGCGAUUGGAAACCCUCUUUUGGAGUUCAACACAGAUUUCAAUGCUGUGGGAGAGUAUUGCUGGUCACAUGGAUUAAUAUCAGAUUCUACAUAUGGACUUCUCAAUAGAGUCUGUAACACAUCUACAAUGCGAAGGCAAUUUGAUGAUACUGGAAACCUUACCUCUCAUUGCAAUCAAGUAAAUGAUCAAGUGAAUGCUGAAAUUGGAAGCUAUAUUGAUGUUUAUGAUGUGACCGAAGAUGUCUGUAUUUUCCCACAAUCAACAAAGAUUACUACAUUGAAAAAAGACGUAUGCAUAGAGGAAGAAACCAUUGCGUAUUUUGGUCGCAAAGAUGUGCAAAAAUCUUUACAUGCACGUCUUCAUGGACUGAAUGGUUGGUCUACGUGCAGUGAUGUCUUAAUCUAUGACAUGCAAAAUUUGGAGGUCCCUUCCAUUAACAUUUUAGGUUCCCUUGUCAAGUCUCGUGUUCGCGUAUUGGUUUACAGUGGAGAUCAAGAUUCAGUUAUCCCAUUCACGGGAACUCGGAAAUUGGUUUAUAAAUUGGCAAAGUCUAUUGGAUUGAACACAUCUAUGCCAUACCACCCUUGGUUUGAGGGAGAACAGGUUGGUGGAUGGACACAAAGGUAUGGAGAGUUGCUUUCCUUUGCAACAAUAAGAGGUGCUGGUCAUGAAGCUCCAUUUUCACAGCCUGAGAGGUCACUUGUCUUGUUUCAAUCAUUUCUCGCUGGAACACCAUUUCCUGUUCUCAACACAAGUAGUGGAAGAGCAUUGCAAAUUAGAAGCACAUCAACAAGAUUCACUGGAAAACUAAAUGAUUUGCAUUAAAGUAUAUACUACCUUGGAUGGUGAAGGAAACAAAAAGAUCGAUGGGUGAAGAAAGGAAAUGGUUGAGCUUGUGGUUUAAUCUUCAAGGUAGUCCGUCAUAGAGCUCAACUGGUCGGUGUGUUGAAUCAGAGAUCGAAAUCUGUAUGUAACAAGAAACAACCAAGAAUAUCUCAUCC
Molecule: messenger RNA, 2843 nt
Organism: Cuscuta europaea
Lineage: Eukaryota; Viridiplantae; Streptophyta; Magnoliopsida; Solanales; Convolvulaceae
Source: the annotation of a GenBank genome assembly